GCUCCCAUCUCUCUCUCAAUUCAGCCUCUCAUUUCCGCAUUCUAUCACCCCUUCUUUGUCUCUCCCCUUUAUUCGGCGAACUGAAAUCUUUGUCGGCGAUGACGAUCGGCUCAGGAGGAUCGAGUGUUGUGGGUUGAGCCAAAGAAAUUUGGGAUUCUUGCAAAUUGGCAGCGAGAGUACACCAUGGAAGACAUACUGGUACAGUUAAAGAAGGAGAUGGCAGCACCACCCAACCGAAAGCUGGUUCAGCCUCCAGAAGGUCAGCCAAUCUCAACUUGGAUGAGGAUCUUCUCGAGUUACCUGGAAGAGAAGGUCCAGAACAAACACCUGACCUGGUUGCACAACCAGGUCCAACACACCAAUUUUUGUUGUCGGCUUUAUUGAAGUGAGGUUCUGCAGGUUGAUUCAAGUUGCCAGUGAUUUCAUGUUGAAUUGUUGUGCCUUUAGAUGCUUACCCACCAAAUGCUUGAAUUGACUUUGCUCAAAUUGGAGCCAGAAGCAGCUCAGUUUACAUUUCUGAUCUCAGUGAUGCCUGGAUGGAAGAUCUAUGAUCAGCUUCAUCUAUACAUGCAGAGAGGUUAAUUAGGUUUCUAAGUGGUUUGUCUCCAUGCCAAGAUUCAGAAUUGCCUGAUGUUUGGGUGAACAGGCCUCUUUAUUAGUCAGCUACUGGGAGGCAUUUGGCAUUAAGAGGUGAGGGACCUUCGGAGUUUAUUAGUGGAUUGACCUCACAAAUGGAUUGCAAUAAUAAUUCAGUGAUGGAUGGAUGGCUUGUGCUUUCAGCUUGCUUUUGCCGGUUUACUCCAAUCCAAGAAUCCUGUAGUUACAGGAAAAACAGGCAAUCAUAUAUGUGGCCAUAAUUUCUUUUGUGCAAUCAUCGAAGAGGACCAAUGCUCAAGAAGAAGCUUUACAGCAUGAGAUUGUGCUAUUAGUGAAACAUGCAUCAUUUCCUCAAUCAUUGUGCAAUAAAGACCACCAUUUCACGCACUUUUUGCAUGAGUGAUUGCAUCAUCUGAAGCUCUGCGAUCCUGUCAGUUUUUAACCCACUUGACGCUGAUGAUGUAUGUGCAGAGAGAGAAAGAGAGAUUGUCGGAUUUUUAAUCCUACAGAGGAUUGGAUAAUCAUUGUUCCUUCGAAAAUAUAAAUGACAUGUAGCUUAAGAGCUGAGUGAUGGACAUUUACAGGAUCAACCAUCGAAUCAGCGAGUUGUUGUGAGAUUGAGCGAUGGUGCUAACCAAGGGACAGGGUUUGGUCUCGAGAUGGUGUACAGAACCGGUCAGACUUCACCCCUCUUGCAGCUCUCCCUUGGAGAAAAAUGAUGAGCACGGGCCAAACAAAGAAAGCAUUAACACGUUUUUGGAGUUGAUCGUUGCUGCACAGUUGACAUACCACUCCAUGCUUGUGGAUGCGAAUACAAGGAGAAAUUCCGGAGCUGCAAGCGCUGCUUGUCACUUCUUUCCGAGCCAACUUCUCCAGAUAGAGAUCAGCGAAGUAACGGAGUCAUGGAGUCCAAGACUGCAAUUAACAUUGGACGUAAACUUAGCAUUUCAAACAUUGGCUGGAUGUGGUGCUGGGUUGGUGAAGUUUUCUGCGUCCAUAAAAGAAAUCUGGGUUGAAUUCCCUGUUUGAGGUUUCAUUGUCUCUACUACUAGAAAAAUAAGGAAAGAAAGAAUAAUGGUGGGUAGAUGACAACCGAGUGGGCUUCCUCGAAUUCCAUCAGAAAUUAUCUCUACUCAUACCGUACACCAGUUCAGUAGUUUCCACCAUCCAAUAUUGAAUUCUGACGGCGGACUUGAAAAGCAACCUGCUGACAUUUUAGGCCCAAUCAUUCUGCAUAACAUUUACAUUCCUUACCACGGCUGGCAAUGACUUUUAAAAACAAAAAAAAAAAAGGUUGCUUAUAAUAUAUAUACUUUUAUGUGAUUACAUCUUAAUAAAAUAUGUAAGGCUUUGCAAAUUA
Molecule: messenger RNA, 1957 nt
Organism: Elaeis guineensis (African oil palm)
Lineage: Eukaryota; Viridiplantae; Streptophyta; Magnoliopsida; Arecales; Arecaceae
Source: RefSeq, a predicted model, not a curated record